Molecule: messenger RNA, 4197 nt
Organism: Kickxella alabastrina
Lineage: Eukaryota; Fungi; Kickxellomycota; Kickxellomycetes; Kickxellales; Kickxellaceae
Product: pre-mRNA splicing factor component-domain-containing protein
Exons: 6
Coding region: 1-4197 (1398 amino acids)
Biological process (GO): mRNA splicing, via spliceosome
Cellular component (GO): spliceosomal complex; Prp19 complex
Source: RefSeq, a predicted model, not a curated record
AUGAGCAUCAACAGCUCUUCAGCCGAAUAUUUGAUGGCCAAAAGCUUGUCCGCAUAUAAUAACGAGCUUGAAUCCCUUGACCUAGUUUCGCCAAACCAUUUCAGCAAAAUUGGUGAUUACGACGACGUUGGCGAUUGCCUAACCAACGAAACAAGCUCCGAGUCUUCAGUCAGCGUGCAAAACAGCAGUUCAGGGACCAUUAGCUUCGACGACUUUAUAGACUGGCUGGGGAGGACCGACGAUUUUGCCCUGUACAUGUCCUCGACAGUCGGUCUCUUUGACCAUAUUACGUGCAGUGCGCCCAGAAUGGUUAACAGACAACUUCACACCCACUACGGUAGUUCCGAAGAAACAAGCAAGAAAGGAAUAGUCAAUGUUCUCGACUGGAUAUACGCGCAAAUGCACGAGUCUGAUUUUGUCACUUAUCCUUUGGCCAUGCCCAAAGCAACUUAUCUGCACAUCAACCACGAGCAGGAUAACAAGGAGCGGGCAUCAUAUUUUUCCAGCAGCGCAUUUUAUUAUCCCAAUGGUUUUACGUAUCUCAGGUCGGUGCACUUGUUUGUCUCAGUGGAGCUCACAGAAUUCACAGAUGAUGUGCCAGCGGCUGUGAUGAGCGAUAUGAUGGAGCCUGAGGAUGUGUCGGCGCUUGAUAGGUCUCUACGGCAGCUAUGGUUUCUGAUGAAGCAGCCAUCAGAGAGUUUUGGACAUUUUGUAGAAGUUGCGAGGAGUCCGCAGUUUGUCGAGUUUAACAGAAACUUGGGCACAGUGACCGUCAAUGCUGUGAAUAUGCACACAGCUGCAGCAGUGUCCAUUGCUGAUUGGGUUGAGAAAGAGGUCAGUGAAUUUGGUCGCGCAGCGUUUCUGUUCAAUACUGAUUUUGGCGAGGAAAUGAGGCCAGCCGUGUUCAAGCUGUGCUGGGCGCCAAUUGGCGAUUCACAAGAGAACGUGAUUUACAUGACGCUAUUGGCAAACAAGGUCGAGGGUGUGCCCAAAAUUUAUUCCAGCGGUGUCAUUUUCCAAGAUAUCUUGGGGUACCAACUCGUGUACUUGGUUAUGGAGCACUGUGGCGACAGUUUGGGGACCAUAUUCGAGGAUUGCGGGCAAAACGUAAACAACUUUAACCAGCUGCGUUCUAUUGCCACCGACGCGAUCCAGCAAGUCUGCUCUUGUCUUCUUCAGGCAAAAAAGGCUGGUGUGCUGCAUUGCGAUAUAUUGCCAGACAAUAUCAUGGUUCGCAACGGAAAUAUCUUUGUCGUCGGAUGGGGGCAUGCUUGUGUACUGAGGGACUCUGUGAUGAGCAACAACAUGCGCGAGUUCAUAUUGCGCAUGGGUGGCUCGUUCAAACCACUUCAAAAUAACAACAAAUACAAUGGCAAAGUCACCUAUGCAAACUGCUUCAGGAGCAUGCGCAUAUUGAUAGGCCAUACGUACCGCAGUAUCAUGGACGACCUUGAAUCAUUAUUCUAUGUUGUUGUGCGGUGUUUCUCGUGUGUGGGCACGGGUAAAUUUGAUUACAGGGCGGGGCUGCUCAAGAGUUUCUGUGGUGGUGAAUAUGUGGCCAUGAGAUUGAGCAUGAUGGUGUGCCAGAGCAAUUAUCCAUAUCUUUUUGGCGUCAAUGAGCGGUUUUCUGACGAUGUGCAGCAAUUGCUGGCGCCGCUGUGUAGGCUGCUGUUUUCUCAUGGAGAUAGCAACUUUACCAGACUCGUACUUGAGUUUUCGCGAGCCUUGGGGAAGGAUGGCAAGCGUCAAAAGGUAUUGGUGCGGACAGAGGAGAUGACAGGUUUUGAGAAACUGUUUUUCCAGCAGGUCGAUAUGAUUAACGACCACGAGACCCGCGUGGGUUAUUACGAGUAUCCCGAGGUAUCCAUGAAGUCAUUGGGCGGAGUAUGGAAAAACACUGAGGACGAGAUCCUCAAGGCAGCGGUGAUGAAGUACGGCAAAACGCAGUGGGCGCGAAUUUCCUCCCUCCUCGUUCGCAAAACACCCAAACAAUGCAAGGCGCGGUGGUAUGAAUGGCUUGAUCCGAGCAUUAAAAAGACUGAAUGGUCCAAAGAAGAAGACGAAAAGCUUCUGCACUUAGCCAAGCUUAUGCCCACACAAUGGCGCACAAUCGCGCCGAUCGUCGGCCGCGCACCAGCUCAGUGCUUGGAACGGUAUCAGAGGCUCCUGGACGAGGCCGAGUCCAGGGCAGCAGGACAGGAGGACCUUGGAUUGAGGGGAAGUGAUGCGCAGGAGGCCCGCAAGUUGCGACCUGGUGAGAUUGAUCCGAAUCCAGAGAGUAAAGCAGCGAGGCCCGAUCCCGUGGACAUGGAUGAAGACGAAAAAGAUAUGCUCUCGGAGGCGCGCGCCAGAUUAGCCAACACUAUGGGCAAGAAGGCUAAGCGCAAGGCCAGAGAGCGGCAAUUGGAGGAAGCCAGGCGACUGGCGGCGCUGCAGAAACGCCGGGAACUCAAGGCCGCUGGCGUAGAGCUCAAGCCCAUGAAGGCCAAGAAGGGCAAUAAGGCGCAUUUGGAUUACAAUGUCGAAAUCCCAUAUGAGAAGAAACCCAUGCCUGGGUUCUACGACACCACGGAAGAGCUCGACAAGAAGGACAAGCCGGCGGAGGACGCGCUGAAGGGGAGGUUUUUGGAUACACUUGAGGCAAAGGGCCGCACACAGCGCGAAGAGGAUGCUCGUACAGAGGCUAAGCGCAAGCGCGAAAAGCGUGGCCCUAUCAAGUUUGUAUCUGCUGCUGGUGCCAAAGGUGAUGAUGCGGCCAGGGAGCGCGAGGAGGCAGAGCAGGUGGCUAAGCGUGCGCGGCUCGUGCUGCCUGCUCCCCAGGUCACUGACAGCGACUUGGAGGCCAUUGCUAAGCUGGGCCAGCAGAGUGCCCUGGCGCGUGAGCUAGUCGGCAAUGGCCAGGCCGACGCGUUGCUAGGCGACUAUACGCACAACUCAGUUGCAGCAGCUACUGCAGCCGCCACCGCGGCGCGCACCCCCGCAGUACAGGGCGACCGCAUUAUGGCCGAGGCGCUGGCGCAGCGCAUGGCAGCCAACCAGGCAACGCCACUGCUGCUGGGAGCCAAGGCCGGUGGAGAUGCCACAGUGGUCUCUAAGUCUGAGACCCUUACGGCCGAUGUGGCUGGCCCCAUGGCAACCCCCAAUCCGCUGGCGGCCUCGCUUGCGGCGCGCACAGGAUCAUCGGUCGCUGUGCGCGACGAACUCGGGCUGAACACGCCAGCGCACGACAUGGGGGCCACACUGCGCGAGCGCAAGACCGCCGGACGCGGGCUGCGCGAGCAGCUGGCGCAGCGACUAUUAGCGCUGCCCAAGCCGCGCAAUGAGAUUGAAAUCGCCAUUCCCGACGCGCCCCAACCGCCGCCUUCUGCUUUGGCGCCAGCUGCUGAUAUCGUCGAGGACCAGGCCGACGUUGAGCGGCGUAUGGAGAAGAUGCGGAUUUUGGGUGCCGAGGAGGAGCGCAUGCGCCGCUCGCAGUGCGUGCAGCGCGGCCUGCCCCGCCCCACUGCGCUGCCCGUUAACCCACAGGACGCCGUAGGCUCGUUGGCAGCGGCAUCGGGGGCAGAGGCGGAGGCUGUGGCGAUGAUCGGGCGCGAGAUGUGCCGGCUGAUCGCCCACGACGCGCAACAUUUCCCCGAGGCCGGCGUUGCCAUCCUUCGCCCGCCGCCUGGCCUGCAGAUCCCACCUCUGGACGAUAUUGCAGCGGACGAAAUUGCGCUUGCCCGCGCUCUCAUUAUUGCCGAGACCUCGCCCGCCGCUGCCGAUGCCUCUGCGGACGACUCAGUCUGGCGGGCGGCCGAGCAGCGGCAUACAUGGGUGGGCAGCGGCUUUGUGCCCACCACGGAUGUGUCGCCGGCGCAGUGGAUUGACAAACACCGCACAGACCUGGAUUCUCGGCGCUCGACCAUGGCGGCCCUAGCUGGCAGAGCUGCGAAGGUUGAGAAGCGCCUGGGCGUGGUGCUCGGAGGAUAUCAGGCACGCAGCAAGGCGAUUGCUGAGAAGAUUGGCUGUGCGUAUGAGGACUUUGAGAGGGCUCAGAUGGAUGCCAGGGCGUUUGCUGCGCUGCAUGCGGCUGAGCAAGCGACGAUGCCUGGAAGGCUGCAGCGGAGCCAGGAGGAGGUUGAGCAGAUCGAGGCUAGGGAGCGCAUGCUGCAGAUGGAGUACCAGGCGCUUGUGGAGCGCAGAAGCGCGUUGCUCUAA